This is a messenger RNA of Tigriopus californicus, 2206 nucleotides long. RefSeq names its product ubiquitin-like modifier-activating enzyme ATG7 (gene Atg7). Gene Ontology annotation, biological process: autophagy of mitochondrion; piecemeal microautophagy of the nucleus; cellular response to nitrogen starvation. The transcript has 5 exons. NCBI's taxonomy places the organism in Eukaryota, Metazoa, Arthropoda, Copepoda, Harpacticoida, Harpacticidae. Gene Ontology annotation, molecular function: Atg8 activating enzyme activity; Atg12 activating enzyme activity. The record is from RefSeq and is a predicted model, not a curated record. Gene Ontology annotation, cellular component: cytoplasm; phagophore assembly site. Bases 90 to 2150 code for a protein of 686 amino acids.
AAUAUCACAACCCUAGCCCUGUAUCCAUGUUUUUUCCAUCGUGCCCCGGCUAAUGAUGAAGUCUUGUGUUGCUUGUUUCAGAAUCCAAGAUGGUGUUUCAAGUGAUGCCAUUCACUUCGGCCCUUCAUUCGGCGUUUUGGCCUUUGAUUUCGAACAAGAAACUCACGGAGUUGCGCUUAGACGAGAGUCCCUUGCCCGCUCUGGCCAAGUACGCUAAUAACAACAAAGAAGGCGUGCCCGCCACCCUCUGUUUGGAGUGGGAUGCCUUCGAUCCGAAGUUGCUGCUUCAAUCGGCAACGUUUCUGGCCAAAGGCUCCGUGGUCAACACUAACACCAUUGAAACAUUCAAAACUAUGGACAAGAAAGAGUUCUUGGCGCAAGAAGCUGAUACACUUUGGAAGCUUAUGCUCAACGGCGAGGCCAUUCAAGAACCGUCCCGAUUAUGCUCUUGGGUCCUCUUGAUGCAUGCGGAUUUAAAGAAGUACCUGUACUACUACUGGUUUGCCUUCCCUUCAUUUGAACUCCCGGGCACUUUGGAGCAAAAGGCCAAUCCUAAGGCUGUCGAAUCGGAGCUCAGACUGGAGCUCUGCGAACACUUGCUGAAGUCAUUUGAGGAUUGGAAGCGCCUUAACUCCGAGAUUUCUGGGUUCUUCUUUGUGCGAAUCGAAGAGAGCACUUCGGUGAAGAUUCUAUCGCUAGCCGAGGGAAUCAAGCCUGGCGUGAAGUUUGAUUACAUCGGAUUGGCCGAUCCAAGCUCCAUGGACGAACAUCCCGGUGUUCCAUUGAGAAAUCUCUUGACUUUGCUCAUGAUUCAGUGUCCAGAGAAGCUGUUAGGAGAUUUCAAAGUGCUCUGCUUACGCCAAAUUCGGCACGGAUCGAACCCUAUUGGCAAGAGUGUAGUUCUGAGCAUGUCUUACUCCGGAGAGAAACUUGCAAAUCAGCCUCGAAGUUUUGGUUGGGAAUCAGAUGAAUCUGGGCGAAUGCUGCCUCGCUGUGUGAACAUGAAAUCGUCCAUGGACCCUCAAUCAUUAGCUGAAUCCGCCCUUGACCUGAAUCUCAAGCUCAUGAAAUGGAGGCUUGUGCCGGACCUCGACUUGGAUCUGAUAAAAAACACCAAAUGUUUGCUCUUGGGAGCUGGAACCCUGGGAUGCAACGUUGCCCGAUGUCUUUUGGGUUGGGGUGUUAGGAGCAUAAGUUUUGUAGAUUGUGCCAAGGUCUCGUAUUCAAAUCCCGUUCGUCAAUCCCUUUUCACUUUUGAGGACUGUCUGGCAGGCUCGGAUAAGGCUAAAGCCGCAGCCCAUAUGAUGAAAAAGAUCUUUCCGGGAUGCAAAUCCGCCCACUACAAUCUUCGCGUCCCAAUGCCUGGUCAUGCUAUUUCAGAAGCUUUGGAAAAAGGAGUUCUCGACGACUUUAAUCUCUUGGAUAGAAUUGUUCAAGAGCAUGACGUUAUUUUCCUUCUCAUGGAUUCUCGAGAGUCUCGAUGGCUGCCAACUGUGAUGGGUGCAACGUACAAAAAGAUAGUGAUCAAUGCUGCCCUAGGAUUAGACUCCUUUGUGGUCAUGCGCCAUGGAACGCGAGAUUCGAGAUCGUUUCAAGAUCCUAAUGCCAAAGCCAAUGCAUUUCUGGGUGGGAAAGAUGUAACUUACGUACCCGGACACGAUUUGGGAUGCUACUUCUGCACGGAUAUCGUUGCCCCGGGCAAUUCCACCGCUGAUCGAACCUUAGACCAGCAAUGCACUGUUACUCGUCCUGGGGUCUCGUAUCAAGCGGCUGCUUUAGCCGUGGAACUCUUGAGCUCAUUGUUGCAACACCCGAAGAAAGCAGAAGCUCCUGCUGCGGUUUACUCAAAGUCAUAUCAAGGAGGAGAUUCGUUGGAGAGCACGGGAAUUUUGGGAGUGGUCCCACACACUAUUAGAGGCUCGCUUCAAAAUUUCCAGCAGUUCACGCCGACUUCAAUGCUCUUUCCAAAAUGUUCGGCUUGUAGUGAAAAGGUUAUCGAGGCUUUUAAGGACAAAAAAUUCGACUUCUUAAAGAGGGCUGCCGCGGAUAAGAAAUAUUUGGAGGAUUUGGUUGGACUCACCGAGAUGUUAAAUGUCGAAGGAUUAGAAGAGGAUGUUUUUACUUUGGAUGAUGACGAUCUAACGGAUUAAUUGUUAAAUGUAUCUUUCUAUUGCAUUUGUGAUUAAACUGUCAUUCAAAUCUAUAA